GGCUAGCUGCUCCUCCCGGCAUGCCUAGCGACCGGCCCCCGAGCAGAGUAAUGGGGAUCCGGUAGGGCCCAGCGAGUGUCCGGGGCUGAGGCGCAGCCGCGGGCCCGAGCGUUGAGGGCUCACAGAGAGCCAAGAUGGAGACGUGGCGCUGUGUGAGGAGGGGCUACGGCCGCUGUGUAGCGGGACGAGGCCGGUUCUCCAUGUUUCCCUAUCCUCUGAAGAGUUUGGGUCGAGACUGGAGUGCGCCGUUGGAGGAUCUGCAGAAGUCCUGCUGGCGCAGACACAUUUCCAGCUGUCUGAGGUGGCCAGGACAUUACUCACGCGUGCCUUACCCAUACUUCAGUAGCAGGCAUUUCUCACUCAACUGUAGGCCACCUUUUCUGUUUGAGUCUGGAACUCAGUUUCAGUACUAUAAUUGGAGACCUGACCAUCUGAGCAACACAUCCUGGUUCCAUCUCUCUCGUUACGUCAUGAACUCUGACAGAGAUGAGCCCUCAUCGAAAAGGAGAAAACACCAAGGGACAAUAAAAAGGAAUUGGGAAUAUUUAUGUAGCCAUAAUAAAGAGAAUGUGAAGAACCUAGAAGACAGAAAUGUUGACUCCACGUGUGAGGACCGUGAAGAUAAGUUUGACUUCUCAGUGAUGUCUUAUAACAUCCUCUCGCAGGAUUUACUGGAGGAUAACUCACACCUCUACAGACAUUGCCGACGCCCAGUGUUACACUGGAGUUUUCGGUUUCCCAAUAUUUUGAAAGAAAUCAAACAUUUUGAUGCAGAUGUGCUUUGUCUACAGGAAGUUCAAGAAGAUCAUUAUGGGAAAGAGAUCAGGCCAAGUCUGGAAUCACUGGGUUAUCACUGUGAAUAUAAGAUGAAGACAGGAAGGAAGCCCGAUGGCUGUGCCAUCUGCUUCAAACAUUCCAAGUUCUCACUCCUGUCUGUGAACCCCGUCGAGUUCUGCCGCCGGGAUAUUCCUCUGCUGGACAGAGACAACAUUGGAUUAGUGUUACUCCUGCAGCCCAAGAUCCCACGUGCUGCCUCUCCAUCCAUCUGCAUAGCUAACACACAUCUGCUGUACAACCCACGGCGUGGUGACAUUAAGCUGACCCAGCUGGCAAUGCUGCUAGCAGAGAUCUCCAGUGUAGCCCACCGGGAAGAUGGCAGCUUCUGUCCCAUUGUCAUGUGUGGUGACUUCAAUUCUGUCCCUGGCUCUCCACUCUACAGCUUCAUAAAGGAAGGAAAAUUAAAUUAUGAAGGUCUUGCUAUUGGAAAGGUAUCUGGCCAGGAACAGUCUUCACGGGGACAAAGAAUUUUAUCUAUUCCAAUUUGGCCCCCAAACCUAGGCAUCUCCCAGAACUGUGUUUAUGAGGCACAGCAGGUUCCCAAAGUAGACAAGACAGACAGUGAUCUGACUCAGGCACAGCAGGAGAAAGCAGAGGUCCCGGAGUCAGCUGAAAAAGUGUCCUCACAUCUACAGCAUGGUUUCAGCUUGUCAUCUGUCUAUUCUCAUUAUGUUCCUGACACUGGAGUUCCAGAGGUGACCACCUGCCAUUCCCGAAGUGCCAUAACUGUCGAUUAUAUUUUCUACUCUGCAGAGAAGGAGGACACUGCUCAGGGUCCAGGAGCUAAAGUUGCUUUGGUUGGUGGCUUGAAACUUCUAGCUAGACUGUCACUUCUAACAGAACAAGACUUGUGGACUGUGAAUGGCCUUCCCAAUGAGCACAACUCCUCAGACCACCUGCCUUUGCUGGCCAAGUUCAGGCUUGAGCUCUGACUGUUGCUCACUCACAGAACUUCCUGUCUAUAUUCUCUUCAAAGGCUGUAAAAAUUUUAAGUAUUUGCAUGCUGUUCAUUUUUGUGAUAUGGGGUUCUGAAUUUCUGUUAUAUGCUUGAAACAGAUUGGAAGAGAAAAUUUUACAAGUACUUUUUUAAUGAAAUAUUUUCCUGAUAACUGAUGUCUAAAGAUAUUGUAGAUGACUUCUAAGUCCUGGUAAAGUUGGCAGCAUUUUAAAGAUGUAGUUCAUCUCCUUGGCCCUCAAGAUCAGAAGUCAGUGCUUUUUAGUAUACUCGGUGGUCCUGUCGGGACCUGCAAAGUCAGCUUGCUGCCUUUUCUGAAGACUUAAUUUCAUUGGGAGAAGUCUGUCCUUGUUCUUAGAAAUCACUGGGUUGUUCCUCCACAGGGGUCCAUGCUUCUGAAGACGCUUGGCACUGUGUUUGCUAUAGAGAAUACUUGACCCACGUCACUUCCACCCUGAGCUGCGGGAUAUGCCUACAUUUUGUAGUAGAAAUCGUUGAGAGGUGUAGGUCACUCUCCUAAGAGCAAAGCUCCUAAGGAGAUAGGGUGGUGCAUACCUACAAUCCUGUUAGCAUCUGGAAGAUGGCAGCAAGAGGAUUAGCUGUUUAAAGCCAGCUUUAGCAACAUAGCAAGUUUGAGGCUAGCCUGGGCUAUGUGAAACUCUGACUUAAGACAGAAAAAUAGGCCAAGUCCUUUAUGUAUGUCGACUUCUGUCCUGGGCAAAGGUUGCCUCAGGGAAAGCAGAUGGGCCAGAUGCAUCCACAGACAUCCCUAAUCCCAGCAUCUGGGAGACAGAAGCAGGAAGAUUGCUAUAUGUCCCAGGCUGACUAGGGCUACACACAAGGUCCUGUGUCUCAAAGACAAACAAAAGGCAGCAGACCCCAUGUCGUACCUCUGUCUCCUGUACUUCUCUGUUUAAUAAUGGUAAAGACCCUUGGGUCAGGAGCGACGUUUUGUUGAGCCAGUUCUGUAUAAAUUGAUUAGAGAAGCGGUCUUUGGCAGGAAGCAGGAGCUCCACAGCUGUGUGUCAUUUGCCUCCAACAUGCAGGAGUCAGCGUGGGGAGGUGCUGCUUAGACCCGGGGGCCUAACUGUUGGCUGUAGCGUUGAGCAUUCUGGUCCCAUGGUGCAGCAGUGUGCCAUGGCACUCAUGCUGCCCAUGCAGCCUCACAGCAGCCUGACCUGUACAAGUGUCGAAUAAUAGAAUUCUAAAUGUAAGUAGAAAUUCUCUACUUUUUAAAACAGUAGGCUCAGAUUACAGGCAUUUUUACUAUGUCACUAUUGUGCAGUAAUAAAUGUUUUCUACAGUGAGUUUUAUUAAUAAAAUGUUUUAGACAAUAAAUCUUUGCAAUUUAAAUUUUUAACUCAUGUAUUCCAUUUAUUUUCUGUGUACUAGACUACUGCCUCAGAGGUGUGCAGACUGAGAAGUGCCUGGUGAGCACUGAGCAAGCCAACCAGCUCACUCUGCUUUUCCUGGAGAGUAUUAAUAUAGCUGAGAUGGUCCACAGUUUUCAAUAGUAGUUUGUGGGGUAUUAAGGGUCCCAGUUAGACAUGGUCAUUAUCAAAUUACAAUGGUAAUUGUCUCUUUUUAAUACGGAGGGUGUGUUGAGUGAAUUUGUGUAGACAUCAUUGAAGGCAAACUAACAUUCAUAAAAACCUUUGUAAAGUUUUUAUAUCCUGAUGAAUGUGAAUUUAGGCCUAUUUCAUGUACAGCACUUUGAUACAAUUCAUAAAUUGCUGUUAGUUUAUUAUUGUUAAUCUGUGGCCACACAACACUUCUCACAAGCUUUUAAAACUCCAAUAAAAAUUAUCUAUUUACUGUUGUGGACAGAGAGGGGCCGGCAACUCCUCUAGGCCUUGUGUUUACCUGCCAAGCACAGUUUGAUCUGACUGGCUGCAGAAGUCAGACCUCUCACUGGCUAAAGUGUGAACUGUCCAUAAGCCUGGUGUGUGUGUGUGCUUGCACAUGUGUGUUCAGGAGCCGGAGGUGAGCCCUCUGGAGCCAUCCACCUUUUAUUUCUAAGACAGGUUCUCUCGCUGGCCUGGAAUAUACCAAAGUAGGGGAAGCUGGCAGACCAGCAAAGCUGAGAGAUCAUCCUGUCUGCCUUCCUCAUGUGAGACUACAUGUAGGUACCUUGCUUUUCACGUAGGUCCUGGAGAUCACACUCAGACCCCUAACUAAGCCAUCUCCCCAGCCUCGUGCUGGCCAGGCUGUAAGUGCAAAGGGAACGUGUGAUGACAUCCUAGUUUUUACUGCACCUUUUGCCAUCAAGACAAUAGACACUUGAAAUCUUGUCUUUCAGGAUUGAGCAUCUGCUAGUUUUUAAUCUUUUGGUAAAAAAAAAGUUAUAAGACAUAGAGUCCUUUGUACUUUGUACCUGUAAGCUGUAAUAAAUUAUUAUAUCUGCA
Grammomys surdaster is the source of this 4197-nucleotide messenger RNA. RefSeq names its product angel homolog 2 (gene Angel2). The transcript is spliced from 9 exons. Bases 135 to 1769 code for a protein of 544 amino acids. The record is from RefSeq and is a predicted model, not a curated record. Gene Ontology annotation, biological process: 3'-UTR-mediated mRNA stabilization. Gene Ontology annotation, molecular function: mRNA 3'-UTR binding; 3'-5'-RNA exonuclease activity. NCBI's taxonomy places the organism in Eukaryota, Metazoa, Chordata, Mammalia, Rodentia, Muridae.